GUUAUUGAAAAAUAUUAUCUAAUUAAUAAUUUGUAAAAAUUCAUCAACCUGUCGACAUUGUCACUCAGAAGCUUUUCAGCAAAUAUGCUGAACAAUCUCGGCUCAUCAGUGAUCGGAGGAAGCCAAAAAGAUUGUGAUUUACCUAAAACAACUGUCUUGCAUGGGUCAAAUACUUUCGGGCAAUUGCAAAGUCAAACAACGAACGUCACUGAUAACACAACAGCCAAUAAUAACAAUAAUAACAACAAUACGAGAUUACAUGUGUCUAGUGGUAUAUGCGAUUCGCACAACAUGCACCAAGAUCAAGUAAAUAUUCCAAUGGUUCCAAUAAGCUUAAGUUUUCUCUUUAAAAAAGUACAUAUGUCGUCAACUUUUCAGAACAAUGAUAAAAAUAAUAAACAGAAACGACACAGAACGCGCUUUACGCCAGCACAGUUGAAUGAACUUGAAAGAUGUUUCAGCAAAACGCAUUAUCCUGAUAUCUUUAUGCGUGAAGAGAUAGCGAUGAGAAUUGGAUUAACAGAAUCACGAGUUCAGAACAGACGAGCCAAAUGGAAGAAACGAAAGAAGACCACAAAUGUAUUUAGAACGCCAGGUUCUUUAUUGCCAUCACAUGGUUUACCACCGUUCGGUGCGAAUAUCACAAACAUAGCUAUGAGUGAAAGUUUAUGUGGAUCUUCAAUGUUUGGCACUGACAGAUGGAGUGUUGGUGUGAAUCCAAUGACAGCAGGCUUUGGUCAACUCAAUCAAUCAUCCUCCCUCUCACAAUCCUUGAAUGGAGCUUUAAAUUCUGGCAUUAACAUGUCCUCGGCCAUGACCACGGGAACAUAUCAACAUUAUGGACUUAAUGCUUUAGGCGAUUCGAUGAUGUAUCAUAAUUCCACGAACACAAAUGGAAAUUGUUCUGGUCCCGGUACAGGAUCGUCACCAACUGGCUCAACCCCUCCAAAUAUUAAUGCUUGUUCGUCAACAACACCACCAUUGUCCAGUGGUCAAACGAGUCAAAGUGAUGGAAAUGGAAAGUUUGGAGAAGAAAUGAAUACGAACCAGCAGCAAUUCGUAAAUAGUCAAAAUGUGGAGGCUGGAAAUGAGGGUGACGACGUUUGGCGAAAUCAUCAUAGCAUAGCAGCGCUACGACGGCGCGCCUCUGAACUAAAUGGAAUUCAUUUGGGUUCUUACUCACACAACUACGAACAUCAUGUCUACUAAUGCUUCAAUGUUUCAAUGUUUUCUUGAGACAAUUCCUCAGCAUUGAGAAAACAGUUCAUUUCUUUUAACAUCUCAAAGAUGGCGCUGACAAAAUUAUAUUUUCCGUUAAGAAAAUCAACAGAAGUGAAAGUUUUAUGUUCAGCAAGAUUUUAUGAAGCUAUUUGAUGAUGAUGAACUUCAAGGCUAUUUGCUAUUUGUUGUCAAACGUUGGUUUCAUCAAUAUCGUUAAUUAAUUCCUACUUUUGUUAGCAGAAUAUUCUUUUAAUAUCAAUUAAAUAUUAAUUUCCAUGGCAAUUUCAUCUUAAUCACUCGCCAAGUUAUGAAUUUUGUUUUAUUUUUUAAAGAAAACAAAGAGGGAAGAAAAAAUUAAAUAUUAAAUGCUUCUUCAAGGCACAUUUUAAGAGAAAUUAUCUCAAAAUGAUUUCUCAAGACAUUCUCAAGAAGUAUAUUUGAUUUAAGUAAAUUUCAACAGAUAAUAGGAAACACUUAUAAUUAUUAUUAUUCAGAAGAGUCUCAAUAGUUAGGAUACGUAAAAUGUAAAUAAACAUUUUAAUCUCUUUUGUGGAAAUCAUUAAAAACAUUUAUCUAUCUACUUUUCUUUCCUCUCAUCUCGUUAUAUUUCAAUA
Clunio marinus is the source of this 1835-nucleotide messenger RNA. The record is from the annotation of a GenBank genome assembly. Lineage: Eukaryota; Metazoa; Arthropoda; Insecta; Diptera; Chironomidae.